CCCUUUAACAACGAGGACCGCUUAUAACACUACAAGGGUAAAGUGUAAACAUUUUCUGCACACUGCAUGUUCCUAGGAUGUUUCCCAAGUUGAAGCUUUGCACCAGGUUUUCACCAACUGUUAACCAGUUAAGAAAACUUAGCAGUAAAGAUGUAACCCCAAUCAACAAAAUUCUGAUUGCUAAUCGUGGAGAAAUAGCGUGUCGUGUAAUUCGGACUGCUCGUCGUCUUGGUAUUCAGACAGUAGCAGUCUACAGUGAUGCUGACAGGGAGUCACUCCAUGUGGCUAUGGCAGAUGAGGCCUUCCACAUAGGACCUCCAGCAGCUGCUCAGAGUUAUCUCCAACAGAAGAAGAUCAUCCAAGUAGCUAAAGAAUCAGGGGCUCAGGCCAUACACCCUGGAUAUGGUUUUCUGUCAGAGAACACAGAAUUUGCUGAGCUGUGUAGUAAGGAAGGGGUGUUGUUUGUGGGACCCCCAGCUUCAGCUAUCAGGGAUAUGGGAAUUAAAAGUACAUCAAAGUCAAUCAUGGCUGGAGCAGGAGUUCCUGUCAUAGAAGGUUACCAUGGUGAGGACCAAUCAAAUGAAACACUUAAACAAGAAGCAGCAAUGAUUGGUUACCCUGUAAUGAUAAAAGCAGUAAGAGGAGGAGGUGGAAAGGGGAUGAGGAUUGCUAUGAAUGCUGAGGAAUUUGAGAGCCAGCUGGAGUCGGCCAGAACUGAAGGCAGAAAGUCCUUUGGUGAUGACGUUAUGCUACUGGAGAAGUUUGUACAGACACCGAGGCAUGUAGAGGUUCAGGUAUUUGGGGAUAAGCAUGGGAAUUAUGUGUACUUGUUUGAGAGAGACUGCAGUGUACAGAGAAGACAUCAGAAGAUUAUUGAAGAGGCACCAGCGCCUGGUCUGACAGAGGAAGUGAGAAGAGCCAUUGGAGAGGCUGCAGUCCGGGCUGCUCGUGCUGUGGAUUAUGUGGGGGCUGGUACUGUUGAAUUCAUCAUGGACAAAGAUCAGAAAUUCUAUUUCAUGGAAAUGAACACAAGACUACAGGUGGAGCACCCAGUAACAGAGAUGGUCACAGGCACGGAUCUAGUGGAGUGGCAGAUCAAGGUGGCUGGUGGAGAGCCUUUACCAAUCACACAGGAAGAAAUCAAACUUAAAGGGCAUGCGUUUGAAGCUAGAAUUUAUGCUGAAGAUCCAAACAAUGCAUUCAUGCCUGGAGCUGGUCCCCUUGACUAUCUAAGAACACCUAAACCUGAUAAAGAUACUCGCAUUGAAACAGGUGUAAGGGAAGGAGAUGAGGUUUCUGUUCACUAUGAUCCAAUGAUUGCUAAACUAGUGGUCUGGUCUGACGAUCGAUCAUCUGCACUCAGACGAAUUCACUCUGCACUGUCUCAGUAUCAUGUUCUUGGACUAAGUACAAACAUCCAGUUUUUGAUGGACCUGGCCAGCCACCCUGAAUUUGAAGCUGGCAAUGUCCACACGGACUUCAUACCUCAGUUUAAUGAUCAGCUGUUUCCUGUCCGCACGUUAUCAGACAAAACCGUCUGCCAGGCAGCUAUUGCACUGAUGUUAAUAGAACAGGAAAAAAUCCAUCAACAUGCUUGUAGCACUCUAGAUCCAUUCUCUCCAUUUUCUGCCUUGUCAUCAGUGAGAGUGAAUUCCUCAGCUGUACACAAAAUGUCGCUGCAGGACGGAGAUAAAAAACUGGAUAUAGUCAUUCAGGCAAACAUUGACAGGAGCUUCAGUGUGACAUUUGGAGGGAAAACUUACCAUGUGACUGGGGAGAUACAUGGGGAGGAGGCAGGUGUUAAACUUACCUGUAGUAUUGAUGGCGUCUUCUCCAAAGCUGAUGUGGUCGUCAACAAUAAUACAGUCCAUGUCUUUACCAUUGAAGGGAAACAUGAUUUACACUUGCCACUUCCAUCAUAUCUCAAGUCAAAGGAUGAAUCAGGCUUUUCUGAGGAUGUGCUCGCUCCCAUGCCAGGAGUGAUAGAAAAAGUACUGGUGUCCCCUGGUACAGAAGUUCAGAAGGGUGACCCACUGCUUGUCAUGAUAGCCAUGAAAAUGGAGUAUAUCAUCAGAGCACCAAAAGAUGCCAAAGUACAGACCAUUCUGUAUAAUGAAGGAGAGACAGUAGCCAAGGGAACUACUCUGGUUCAUUUUGAGGAGGAACAAGCCACAAAGGACGAUGAGUCAGAAUAAAUCUCAAGAGCAUUUUUAUUGGCAUUAACUGAUGUUCAAAUAAUUAUUAUAGAUUGUGAAUAAUACUCUGUGAAAUAAAAUGUAUAUAAAAUCCUG
Molecule: messenger RNA, 2291 nt
Organism: Saccostrea cuccullata (small rock oyster)
Lineage: Eukaryota; Metazoa; Mollusca; Bivalvia; Ostreida; Ostreidae
Product: methylcrotonoyl-CoA carboxylase subunit alpha, mitochondrial-like
Exons: 17
Coding region: 78-2195 (705 amino acids)
Cellular component (GO): mitochondrion
Molecular function (GO): metal ion binding; methylcrotonoyl-CoA carboxylase activity; ATP binding
Source: RefSeq, a predicted model, not a curated record